AUGCUUAGUUCCGCUGGGUUCAUGCUGAAGAAGUGGGCGUCGAAUGCCCACGAAGUGCUAGAGGGUGUCCCACCAGAGGAUCUUGCAAUUCAGCCUAUCCAUGAUCUACAGGAUGAGCAGACAAUCUCCACACUUGGUCUACUUUGGGAGCCAACCGCCGAUAUGCUACGGUUCAAGGUUGAAUUACCUCUUCCUGCUGCCAUCCUUACAAAGCGGAAAGUGAUGUCGUAUAUAGCUCAAAUAUUCGACCCACUGGGAUUAUUGGGUCCAACGACAACCAAGGCAAAGCUCUUCAUGCAACAUUUGUGGACGUUGAAGCGCAAUGGUGUUUCCUGUGAAUGGGAUUCUCCACUACCAGAGAAACUUCAAGCCGAUUGGAAGCAGUUUCACUCUACCCUCCACAUUCUCGCUGAUAUCCGUAUUCCUCGAUUGGUGUUGGCUUCCGGAGUCAACAAUAUCCAGCUGCAUUUCUUCGCCGAUGCAUCCUCCAUUGCAUACGCUACUCAACUUUACAAGAAAGUAGAAGCGACCUUGAAGGUUUCAGCAACGGCAUUCUUUUGGUCGGAUUCCAGUACCGUGCUUCAGUGGUUGCGUGCAUCUCCAAAUCGCUGGAAGACAUUCGUCGCCAAUCGCGUGUCUAAAAUCCAGACCACCACGGAUAUCAAUCACUGGAGACACAUCGCAGGCUUAGAGAAUCCUGCGGACGAUAUUUCUCGUGGCCUAAAUCCAACGGAUAUUCUGCACCGUUAUCGGUGGUGGCAUGGCCCACCAUGGUUGUCUCAAACUCGCGAUCUCUGGCCCAGGACCAUCAUCGAUCAGGAGUACUCCCCCGCAGCGUCCGAAGAAGGGCGCAAAAUUCCGAUUGUUGCAAUGACUGCUGCACAAGCAACUCUCUGUGAGGAUUUGUUCGCACGGUACUCCAGCUACAGCAAACUACGCCGAGUCUUGGCAUUCUGCGAACGCUACCUACAGUGCCUGAAAGAUCGUUCUCUCCUGCGCAAAUCCUAUCCCAGUUUCGCUGAACUAGUAGUUCAAGGAGAUAAAGCCGCAUCCGUUUCACGAGUUACCACCACCGAGCUUCAACACGCCGAACAGCUACUGUGCCGUUUAUCACAACGCAAGGCUUUCGCUGAGGAGCUCUCCGAUCUUGCAAAUGGCGAACGCGUCAUUAAGUCAUCUUCACUCAAAUGGCUGAACCCGUUCGUAGACCAAAACGGUAUCAUCCGCGUCGGUGGUCGUAUCCGUAACGCCACGUUAUCCGACGCAAUCAAACACCCGAUCGUUCUGUCCGCUAAACAUCCGCUGUCUGCUCUGUUGGCUAGCAGUUACCACCAAAAGCUACUGCAUGCAGGUCCACAACUCCUGCUAGCCACUCUCCGCCAGAAGUUUUGGAUUCUGGGCGGCAGAAACCUCAUAAAAUCCGUCUUCCACCAAUGCCACACUUGUUUUAGAAGCAAGCCAACUCUAGUCCAGCAGAGCACAGCCGAUCUGCCGGUAUCGCGAGUUUCGCCGACGCGUCCGUUUUCCGUGUGCGGUAUCGACUACUGUGAACCGUUCUACAUCAAGUCAGCAGUUCGAAAGCGUGGUCCUACAAAAAUCUACGUGGCCAUAUUCGUUUGCUUCUCAAAGCUGUUCACAUCGAGUUAG
Ochlerotatus camptorhynchus is the source of this 1647-nucleotide messenger RNA. RefSeq lists its product as uncharacterized. Lineage: Eukaryota; Metazoa; Arthropoda; Insecta; Diptera; Culicidae. Bases 1 to 1647 code for a protein of 548 amino acids. The record is from RefSeq and is a predicted model, not a curated record. The transcript is spliced from 2 exons.